AAAAUCACUUUGACAAAUGUUUUGUGAUUGUUUUCUACUUUGAUGACAUUCAGGAAUCAAAAUAAUUUUAGACAUUAUUGUUAAUCUCAACAAUACAUUUAUUUGAAAGAUUCUCGAGAGAGUGUUUUCAAUGAACUGCUGUAAAAAAGAUGAGGAAGCUGAGAACGCGUCUUUUAAAAAAAUUCCACGUCCACCAAAUGCCUUCAUGCUAUUCGCAAACGCAAAUAGAAAAAUAAUGGCGCAGAAAUAUCCAACAGAGUCGAACAAAGACAUCAGUAAGCGAUUAGGUUGCAGUUGGAAAUCCCUAGAAAUCAGCGAGAAAAAUAAGUAUUUCGACAAGGCGAAGAUAAUUGAUAACGAACAUAAGAAGAAAUAUCCAAAUUAUGUUUAUAACCCGAAAGAGGCCAGAAUCCGCAAAGCGAUGCGUGAAGCGAAUCGAGACCGCUCAAUAGGGACUUCCCCCAUGCUCCCCAGACUUGGAGAACGUCUUCCACCACAUUCAGAAUGGACGCAGCCGCAAGAAGAUCCGUUGAUGUUGAGCCCAAUGCAUGAAAUGCGACGUUUGGAAGCAUCUGCUUGCAACUACUCCAUGCCGAGUUCUGAAAACCAUUUCGCAUCUCAGUAUGAUGUCUACAAUAAAAUGAAUUCUGCUCCAAUGGUGCCAAAUUAUAUGCAGUCAAGCCCGUUAGCCCAAUUACAACAACAGCAGUCCGAAAUGUGGCAUCCAUACCAAAAAAACAUCCCACCAAGAUUAGGCACACCUUUCCAUCGACCUAUGAUGCAGGGGAUGCCUCAGCCUCAAUACAUUCCUCACUCUGAACCGGUGCAAGAAGCUCCAACCAACCUCAUCAUGGAUAAAUCACAAGAGUCUCCUGUUUGUAUACCUCAAUCGCAUUUAGAGCCCAGUGCUCCUCCAGUACCUGAGAAGACCAUAUUGACGCCUCCUCUAUCUUGUGCUAACACACCAGAAGGGCCGAAUAAUUCAGCGCAGGUCAAUCAACAGCAUUUUCUCGAGAAGAGUGCUGUUGCCAUGGAUUGUAUGCAGACAACGAUAAUGGAGGGUAAACAGCGUGAUCAGUAUAAGCCUCCUGCGGAACCUGCUGUUAAUCGCAAGAGCUUCGAGCCUGCGCCCAAAGCUGAUACGGUGGUGGUGACUAAAAAGCCGCGUGGUAGACCACCAACGAAAAAAAUUGUGCAACCGCCUCCUGCACCAAAGCCUCUACCAGAUUUCAACGAGGCUUUUGGCUCGACAGAAAGGGGUCGAUUCCUCAGUCCACCAGAUCCGCGCUUGAACAAGAGCUAUUUCGACAUCAUGUUCGACAAUGAGAAUUUCGUAAAAUUCGACGAAUUUUAAACUGAAUUCAUGACCUAGGACAAUUGUUGUUAUGUUUUAUUGAGAGGGUUCCAAAUGGUCCAUCUGACCUGAUGGAAUUUUUGUACUUUACGAUGCAGGUCUUUGAAAAGACUUGAAAUAUAGUUAUUUUUCAUGGUACUCAAACCAUAGUACUUACUAUGGUUUGAAGUUGAAGUGCCUACAAACUCAUUCCUGAAAAGAAGACUGACAACUCUGGGGCUCAUUUCAUUUUAAAUUAUUUUCAAGAAGGCUUCUUGAAAAUGUACUUUAGUCAGGAAUAAAUAUCAAACCGGCGAAUUCGCCAUUUUGUAACUUCUAGAUUUUGUAUCAAAUCAGGUCAUUUCAAAGGUUGUUCUCAAUGGCGUAGAUGUUUUUUAUCUGGGAGGAUAAUUGAAAAAAAAUCUUCAGAUUCACAUCAAUCAUUUCACCAAUCCCAUCAUUGAAAUAUUCAAUAAUAGAAUUUUCUUUAUACAUUAUUAUAUUAGUCAAUGCAUAGUUAUGCAACUUUGGAAAGUUGUUGAGAAUGCUCGUAUGAAAUUUUUGGGUCAGUGGAAGAUUCUUAAGGGGUACAUUUUCAAUAAACUUUCUUGAAAAUAUAAGAUUCUUUAGAGAGCCGUAUAUUUUCAAGAAGCCUAAAUAUUAAACCGGCGACUUCACCAUUUUGCGAAUUCUAGGUUUUGUAUCAAAUCAGGUCAUUUCAAAGGUUGUUCUCAAUGGCGUAGAUCUUUUUUACUUGGGGAGAUAAUUGAAAAAAAAUUCUUCAGAUACACAUCAAUCAUUUUACCAAACCCAUCAUCGAAAUAUUCGAUAAUAGAAUUUUCCUUUUAUACAUUAUCAUAUUAGUCAUCGCAUAGUCAUAAAACUUUGGAAAGUUGUUGAGAAUGCUCCUAUGAAAGUUUUUGGGUCAGUGGAAGACUCUAUAGAAAACAGUACAUUUUCAAUAAGUCUUCUUGAAAAAGUAAG
Harmonia axyridis is the source of this 2317-nucleotide messenger RNA. Its product is annotated as sex-determining region Y protein-like. Gene Ontology annotation, biological process: regulation of DNA-templated transcription; anatomical structure morphogenesis; cell differentiation. The record is from RefSeq and is a predicted model, not a curated record. Gene Ontology annotation, molecular function: DNA-binding transcription factor activity, RNA polymerase II-specific; RNA polymerase II cis-regulatory region sequence-specific DNA binding. Bases 131 to 1354 code for a protein of 407 amino acids. The transcript has 7 exons. NCBI's taxonomy places the organism in Eukaryota, Metazoa, Arthropoda, Insecta, Coleoptera, Coccinellidae.